This is a messenger RNA of Ogataea angusta, 444 nucleotides long. RefSeq lists its product as uncharacterized. The record is from RefSeq and is a predicted model, not a curated record. The transcript has a single exon. Gene Ontology annotation, cellular component: nucleus. NCBI's taxonomy places the organism in Eukaryota, Fungi, Ascomycota, Pichiomycetes, Pichiales, Pichiaceae. Gene Ontology annotation, molecular function: ubiquitin conjugating enzyme activity. Gene Ontology annotation, biological process: ubiquitin-dependent protein catabolic process; protein polyubiquitination. The coding region runs from base 1 to 444 and encodes 147 amino acids.
AUGUCGUUGAAGAGAAUCAAUAAGGAACUCAGUGAUCUCGGCAGAGAUCCGCCUUCGUCGUGCUCUGCAGGCCCUGUGGGUGACGAUCUGUACCACUGGCAAGCGUCGAUCAUGGGUCCGCCAGACUCGCCGUAUGCCGGCGGAGUGUUCUUCCUCUCGAUCCACUUCCCUACAGACUACCCAUUCAAGCCUCCCAAGAUCUCUUUCCAGACGAAGAUCUACCACCCAAAUAUUAAUUCCAACGGAAACAUCUGUCUCGACAUUUUGAAAGACCAGUGGUCUCCAGCGCUGACAAUCUCCAAAGUGUUGCUGUCCAUCUGCUCGUUGCUCACAGACGCUAAUCCGGAUGAUCCUUUGGUGCCAGAGAUCGCUCACAUCUACAAGACCGACCGUGCAAAGUACGAGGCCACAGCCAAGGAGUGGACCAAGAAGUUUGCCAUCUAG